Colossoma macropomum (tambaqui) is the source of this 5002-nucleotide messenger RNA. RefSeq names its product UPF2 regulator of nonsense mediated mRNA decay (gene upf2). Gene Ontology annotation, cellular component: exon-exon junction complex; cytoplasm. Gene Ontology annotation, molecular function: RNA binding; protein binding. Lineage: Eukaryota; Metazoa; Chordata; Actinopteri; Characiformes; Serrasalmidae. The transcript is spliced from 22 exons. The record is from RefSeq and is a predicted model, not a curated record. Gene Ontology annotation, biological process: nuclear-transcribed mRNA catabolic process, nonsense-mediated decay. Bases 227 to 4066 code for a protein of 1279 amino acids.
UAAUAACGUUAACUAAAGACGGCGGGGUCUGGGGUUUUAAAUGAGACUUCUUGCAUGUUGGUGUCCGUAAUGACGGAGCUGCUAGCAGCUCAGCAGUGUUUACACUCCCCUCUGAAGAUGGCCUGAGAUCCAGACGAGCUGAGGAGUCAUUACUGACCCUGUUCACCGCCCUCUCGUUCACAGACAGGCCGCGUAGAGACUACACGGUUUAAAACGCUUUAGCAGGAUGCCUGCUGAACGCAAAAAGUCAGUAAACAUGGAUGAGAAGGAAACAGGCUCCUUCAGCAACAAGGAGAAAGAGAGGGACAGAGACGGGGAGAGACGACCCACCUCCUCCAGAGAGAAGGGCAAAGAUGAAGGCAAAAUGAGUGGCAAGAAAGACAGCAUCAAGUCUGCAGAUGACAAGAAGCGAAGAGUAGAGGAGGAGAAGAGAAAGAAGGAAGAGAAGGAGCGGAAAAAGAAAGAAGAAGAAAAGCAGAGGGCUGAGGAAGAGCAGAAGAGGAAAGAGGAAGAAGAGAAAAGGCAGCAGGAGGAACAAGAAAAGAAGCUGCUGGAGGAGGAAGCAAAACGGCAGAAGGAGGAGGAGGCGGCUCAGUUGAAGGAGAAAGAGGAAGCUCAGCAGUUGCACCAGGAGGCAUGGGAAAGGCAUCAAAGCAGGAAGGAGCUGCGAGGGAAGAACCAGCAUGCACAGGAAAGCCGUCCCGAGGAGGCCUUCUUCAGUCGUCUGGACUCCAGCCUCAAGAAAAACACUGCCUUUGUUAAGAAGCUCCGCACGCUCACAGAACAGCAGCGUGACUCCCUCUCGCAUGACUUUGCUUCCCUCAACCUCAGCAAGUACAUUGGCGAGGCUGUCAGUUCACUGGUGGAGGCCAAGCUGAAGAUUUCAGACGUGGGCUGUGCCGUGCACCUGUGCUCUCUGUUCCACCAGCGCUAUGCAGAUUUCGCCCCACUUCUGCUGGCCGCCUGGAAGAGGCACUUUGAGGCCCGUAAGGAGGAGAAGUCUCCAAACGUGAGCAAGCUGCGCACAGACCUGCGCUUCAUCGCUGAGCUGACCAUAGUGGGUCUCUUUACUGAUAAGGAGGGUCUGUCACUCAUCUACGAGCAGCUGAAGAACAUCAUCGGGGCUGACCGUGAGACUCACACUCACGUUUCAGUGGUGAUAAGCUUCUGCAAGCAUUGCGGAGAUGACAUUGCUGGCCUGGUGCCUCGUAGAGUGAAGAGUGCAGCGGAGAAGUUCAACCUGACCUUCCCUCCUAGUGAGAUUAUCAAUACAGAGAAGCAGCAGCCUUUCCAGAACUUGCUGAGAGAAUAUUUCACCUCUCUUACCAAACACCUGAAGAAAGAUCACAGAGAGCUUCAGAACAUUGAAAGGCAGAACAGGCGUAUCCUGCACUCUAAAGGAGAGUUGAGUGAGGACAGGCAUAAGCAAUAUGAGGAAUUUGCCACAUGCUAUCAGAAGCUGCUCGCUAACACUCAGUCUCUGGCUGAUUUACUGGAUGAGAACAUGCCUGAUCUGCCACAGGAUAAGACUGUCCAGGAAGAGCAUGGUCCAGGCAUUGACAUCUUUACUCCAGGGAAGCCUGGAGACUAUGAGCUCGAAGGCGGAAUCUGGGAGGACGAGGAUGCACGAAACUUCUAUGAAAACCUGGUGGACCUGAAGGCUUUUGUACCUGCCAUUCUGUUCAAGGACAAUGAGAAGGCCAGCCAAAGCAAAGACAGGGAUGAGAACAAAGAGAUCAAGGAGGGACGUGAAGGGAAAGAGGCAAGCAGCACUGAGGAGCUGGAGCUGGAGCUAGAGGCUCUGGACAUCACUGAUGACCCUCUGGAGCUUGAAGCUGCUGAUGAAGCUGAGAGCGAAGAACUGGCCAAGAAACUCCUAGAUGAGCAAGAACAAGAAGACGAGGAAGCCAGUACUGGAUCUCAUCUUAAACUCAUCGUUGACGCCUUCAUCCAACAGCUCCCCAACUGUGUCAACAGAGACCUGAUUGAUAAGGCUGCAAUGGACUUCUGUAUGAAUAUGAACACCAAGUCUAACCGCAGGAAGCUUGUUCGUGCCCUCUUCACUGUUCCCAGGCAAAGGCUUGAUCUGUUGCCGUUCUACUCAAGGCUGGUGGCUACUCUGCACCCCUGCAUGUCUGAUGUUGCAGAGGAUCUCUGCUCCAUGCUCAAAGGAGACUUCAGAUUCCACGUAAGAAAGAAGGACCAAAUCAACAUUGAGACCAAGAAUAAGACCGUGAGGUUUAUUGGGGAGUUAGCCAAAUUCAAAAUGUUUUCGAAAACAGACACUCUACAUUGUCUGAAGAUGCUGUUGUCUGAUUUCUCUCAUCACCACAUUGAAAUGGCCUGCACUCUGCUGGAGACAUGCGGACGAUUUCUCUUCAGGUCUCCUGAGUCUCAUCUGCGUACCAGCGUUCUACUGGAACAAAUGAUGCGCAAAAAACAGGCGCAACAUCUGGAUGCUCGAUACGUAACUAUGGUGGAGAAUGCCUACUACUACUGCAACCCACCACCCAUGGAGAAAACUGUGCGCAAGAAGAGGCCACCGCUACAGGAGUAUAUUCGCAAGCUGCUCUACAAAGAUCUGUCUAAGGUUACCACCGAGAAGGUUUUGAGACAGAUGCGCAAGUUGCCCUGGCAGGAUCCAGAAAUGAAGAGUUAUCUGAUUUGCUGCAUGGUGAACAUCUGGAAUGUGAAGUACAACAGCAUUCACUGUGUAGCUAACUUGCUGGCUGGACUAGUUGCAUACCAGGAGGAUGUGGGUAUACAUGUAGUGGAUGGGGUGCUGGAGGACAUCCGUCUUGGCAUGGAAGUGAACCAACCAAAGUUUAACCAGCGGCGUAUCAGCAGUGCAAAGUUUCUGGGGGAGCUCUACAACUACCGCAUGGUGGAGUCAGCUGUGAUCUUCCGCACGCUUUUCUCAUUCAUCUCAUUCGGUGUGAACGCUGAUGGCUCGCCCAGUCCUCUGGACCCUCCUGAGCACCUGUUCCGCAUCCGCUUGGUCUGCACCCUGCUUGACACAUGUGGGCAGUAUUUUGACCGUGGCUCCAGCAAGAGGAAGCUUGACUGCUUCCUCAUCUAUUUCCAGAGAUAUAUCUGGUGGAAGAAGAGUUUAGAGGUAUGGACUAAAGAUCACCCCUUCCCCAUUGAUAUUGACUACAUGAUCAGUGACAUGCUGGAGCUUUUGAGGCCCAAAAUGCACCUGUGCAGCUCACUGGAGGAGGCCUGCCGACAGGUCACUGAACUUGAAAGAGAGGUCCUCGUCAAACUGGGCUUGGCCAUGGAGAAGGAUGGCCGUUGUUCCAGUGCCAUGGGGGAGGGAGAGGCUUUAGAUGAGGAAGAUGAAGAUGAUGAUGAUGAAGGUGGAGCAGAGACGGAAGAGCAGUCCGGAAACGAAAGCGAAAUGAAUGAACCAGAAGAGGAGGAAGGCUCAGAGAAUGAGGAAGAGGAGCGGGAGGAGGAGGAAGAGAACACGGACUACCUGACCGACUCCAACAAAGAGAACGAGACGGACGAGGAGAACAAUGAGGUGAUGAUUCGGGGUGGAGGUCUGAAACAUGUGGCCUGUGCUGAGGAUGAUGACUUUAUUCAGGCACUGGAUAAAAUGAUGCUGGAGAACCUGCAGCAGCGCAGCGGGGAGGCAGUGAAGGUGCACCAGCUCGAUGUUGCUAUUCCACUGCACCUGAAGAGCCAGCUAAAGAGAGGCCCUGCACCUUCUUGUACAGCAGACACAGACGCAGACAUCAACGACACCAUGCAAUUUGUCAUGCUGACCAGGAAAGGCAACAAACAACAGUUUAAGAUCCUGAACGUGCCACUGUCAUCUCACCUGGCUGCCAAUCACUUCAACCAGCAGCAGGCAGAACAAGAGGAGCGCAUGCGUAUGAAGAAGCUCACUUUGGACAUCAAUGAGCGACAGGAACAGGAGGACUACCAGGAGAUGAUGCAGUCGCUGGCUCAGAGACCUGCACCUGCCAACACAAACCGAGAGCGCCGCCCACGCUAUCAGCACCCUAAAGGGGCUCCUAAUGCAGACCUGAUAUUCAAGACUGGGGGGAGGAGACGCUGAUUGAGCGAGCGAGUGAUCGCGUGAAGGAGAGAGAGAAACAGAAAGCGAGAGCACGGUGCACUUGGUCUUCCCUGUACUGGCAGGGAGUGCGCACCUGCUACAGACAGACCUACAGACUCCAACCUCACCAUGGCAACCUGAGAGGAGAGCGGGAGAGGAGGAAAGAUGAGCAUCAUCAGCUGCAGAGCUGGAGGAAUUCCACCUCCAGCACAGCUCACACACAGACACGGACAGACCCACACAUAUACAUGUACAGACAGACGGUGAGACGGACGGACAGACCGACAGGCUCCAGAGCGAAGACUGAGGCGUGUGUGGUUGUUUGUGACGGGCUCAGUGAGUGGUGUGAGAGAGUUCAGUUGUUUCUUCUUUAAACCGCUGGUAAAUAGAGGAGCUCUCUCCUUUUGGCAAUGUUACACAGCACGAGUCAACCUCCACAUCAUACUAUGACGAGGAGAAAGUGGUACAGUGACCAAGCGAGAGAUGCAAGAAUGUAGUGCUGUUUGUGCAAAUCAAAAUGAGGACUGAAUCUUCACAAAGGCAGCUUGACAGAUUGAAGUGUGAGGGUACUGUGGGACGUGCUGUUUUCCUCAGCCGGAGCAGAGGAGGAGUUAAUUGGAGGGAAUUAUUGUUUAUUUUUUUCAUGGGCAAGCCUUUGACACAUUUCUGCGUUGUAGACCUUUUGCACUCCCAGAUCUUUUCUUUCUUUCUGCUUUGUGCUGUACAGCAGCAAUUCAACAAAUGAGCAAGUGCUUUCUCUGUAAAACAAGGCUGAUUUCAGAUUAACUGAUGGGUUUCUUUGUGAUUUUCUCUCUGUUCAGUAGCUUAUAUUCUCAAUAUAUGAAUGUGUACUUAGAGACGGCUUAGGCCAACAACACAAGCUUUAUGUCAGUGAAUAUUGAUAAUAUUGCAUUAAAGUGACUUCAUUGCUGUGGA